AUGCCGGGACCGGGCCCGGGUUUUCACGCUAUGUGGCCGGCGGGGGCCUCUCGAGGUCCCUUCAUGCAGCUCUCUGAUUUGCUGCCGAGUGACAAUUAUUCACGGCCAUCACAAAGAGACUACGAGACAAGAGGGUUUGCGCUGCCGCGCGAGCGGUUGCGAUCCCGGAGGCGGCGAGCCGAACAGGCAUUUGCUGGGGCGGAAACCAGGAGUCCGCAACUGAACUGCAGGGGCACAGGGGUCUCAGGGAUGGCCCGGACGCUCCAUUGUUCGGGAGAGGGAAGAAGAGGACAUGCCCUGGAAUGCGCGAAUGCCUCUCCCAUCGACAAGCCCGGCGCGCGUGUCCCAAACAGGCCAGAACCUGGGGGACGUCAUCCAACAAUUGCAGCCCAUGCCCGCGGACCCCCCACCACUGGCACAUGCUUCCGCAUGCACGCGUGGAUUUCUUCUAACAAGAAAGGGACCCCGUCAGAUGUUGCUGUCAUUGGAAAUGGCCUUGCAUGCCGUGGCGUGCCACUUGGGAACAAGAGCCGAACUGUAGUCCUAUCAACCGUCUCUUAUUGGUUGCCCGGGGUGUCGAGAUACAGCAAGAAGCCCAUCUACCAUUCGCUUAGAAUUAUCUGGGAAAAGGGAAAGGGGGCUUGUCACAAUUUGGCCCAUGACGCAGCAGGCGUCAUGUCUUGCAUAGACCCAUGGGGUGUUCUUUUGGUUUCUCCAUUAUGCCACUUGAAGAAGCAGGCUAGCAUGAACGGGAGAUUGAUUGACAAGAAAGAAAUGACGGGAGUGUGCGACAACGAAGACGGCGACGGCUGGGCUGCCGUCGGUGUAUGCGACGCAACCCGAUACAAUGCGCUCCUGUCUUCCCAUACCUUGUCCUUUACCCCGCCGACGUCGCCCCUCCAUUUUGGAGGGACUUGGGUUGGGUUUCUGCCCCUCGCUUCUGAACUCCCGAUUCCCGAACCCGCUGCAGUUCGGUUCGCAGCCUUACGGUGCGUUGGAUCGCUUGAACUGUGUUGGCUGUUGACGGAGCAAGGAAUCCUCGAGUCUCAUUCGACGGUCACGGAGCGGGCAUUCCAAAGUCAACAAACCACCGCCGCAAACAGUCCCAGGGACUUUGCUCGCAGCUCCGCUGCGGAGGAUGCUUUUACACACAGAGACAGAGAGUUGCUCGGCACAUCAGAUUGCAACUACGAAAUACAAGUUGAGAACCGUGGUGUGCACCCUCGCGAAGGGGAAGAGGAAAAGAAAAAAAAGUCCCGCGUGGAGAAUCCCAGCCAGCUUCCAGCCCAAACCCCGACCCGAGCGGAUGACCGACCGACUGCGGCGACAACAUCUACGGAUGCUCCCAUCCAGUCCCCACCGCCGCCGCCGCCACCACCAAAACCGCCGAUCCAGCAGCUGGUCAAGGCGGCCCUGAACCUGGCUCACCGCAGACACCUCAAGAGCAGCCGCCGCCCUUCCGCUGCCGGCGGCGCCCGGGGCGACCGACCGUCCCAGCGAACCACAGCGCUUGCUCAGCGAACUCUCUCACUCGUCCCCGUCCUGCCAACCUCCGUACACAUCUCCGAUUCCCACAACGGAACUUGCCCAUGGAUCGAGACACUUUUUUUCGGUGGAAUAAUGCCGCAAUCUAAGCUCAUCUCUCUUGCUUUCUCCUCGUAUUAUGGCCAUAUUGGGACUACAUACAGGACCACUCCUCCCGGGUUUUCCCGACAUAUGGAGGAUGCUUCUCCGUCUUUUUUGAAUAUCAUACCCAUUCCCGACCUCCUUGUGCGGAAUUCGAAAUUCUCUUGGAACCCAUAUGGAGACCCAACGAAGAAAAAUACAACAAAGCGAGCAAACGCCGUGAAACGCCUAUCCCGAAACAACAUAUCUGCCUGCGUAAACCUGUAG
This is a messenger RNA of Colletotrichum lupini, 1893 nucleotides long. RefSeq lists its product as uncharacterized. Lineage: Eukaryota; Fungi; Ascomycota; Sordariomycetes; Glomerellales; Glomerellaceae. The record is from RefSeq and is a predicted model, not a curated record. The transcript has 15 exons. The coding region runs from base 1 to 1893 and encodes 630 amino acids.